Molecule: messenger RNA, 2037 nt
Organism: Cantharellus anzutake
Lineage: Eukaryota; Fungi; Basidiomycota; Agaricomycetes; Cantharellales; Hydnaceae
Product: peptidase S8/S53 domain-containing protein
Exons: 11
Coding region: 100-1776 (558 amino acids)
Biological process (GO): proteolysis
Molecular function (GO): tripeptidyl-peptidase activity; serine-type endopeptidase activity
Source: RefSeq, a predicted model, not a curated record
AUUGCUCGUUUCUGCUCUCCCCUUAUUGAGUUGGGUGUGCGCCGCACUUCCAUUUUGUCGAGAAGAGCUCGAUCCGACUGCCUCGGGGAUGGACCCACCAUGGCAUUCCUCGCCUCGCACUCCCAUCACUCUCCGUUUUGGGCUCACCUAGCCUUACUUUCACCGUUUGAAAUAAGCGAUCCAUCUAGCCCCCGAUGGACUGAGCACUUAAGCAAAGAAGAGGUCGAAGAGUUCUCCGCUCCUCAGAAAGUAUCAUCCUACUCGAAUCUUUUCUUGUCUCGCACGGCAUCGAUAUCACUGGCGACGCACUCCAACGAACACCCGCAAGUGAUUGGAUCUCACUCAAGACCACCAUUGAAAUCGCAGAGAAACUUCUCGACACAACCUUUUCAAUAUAUGCGAACCACGAGACCAGACUCACUGCGAUUCGUACAACGUCAUAUAGUCUUCCUGCUCACCUGCACGACCAUAUCGAUGUCGUUCAGCCUACGAACUACUCCCCUUCUGGUCGACCUCUUGUCGCCUCUGAUAGUUGAUGAUGGCGCCUUCAACCAGCAAAGCGCUCCCGCCCCAGUACCAUCACCACAACCAAACAUGUCACUCCCAGAGCUUAAAACGCUCUAUCGCACCGAUGCGUACAAGGCUAAAGGAACGCGAAGUUCAAUCGGUAUCACCGGGUACCUCGAGCAAUAUGCGAACUUUGCUGACCUCAAACAGUUUUAUUCCAUUUUCCAUCCUCCAGCGCUGAAGAGUGCCCUCCAUGUGGGGCUUAUCAACGGUAAAGUUCAUCGUUGUGGCAUUUCGUUAUUAUUGAUGCAUUUUUUUUCUCUCUCUUGUUGUCGCUGUUACAUAGGAGCAAUCGGCUCUCGGAACAUUUCCGAGGCUGGCAUCGAGGCUAAUUUGGAUGUCCAAUUCGCGGGAGGGGUAUCGUACCCUGUCAAGCAAAUAUUCUACAGUACAUAUGGUCGCGGCCAAAAUACGAACCAGAGCAUCAGCUAUGAGGAUAACGGGAAUGAACCCUACGACGUUUUUCUCACUUACCUCAGGAAGAAAACGAAGGAUCUUCCUCAAGUGUUGACUACCAGUUAUGGUGAGGAUGAGAAUACAGUUCCAAUCAACUACGCCCGACGUGUGUGCAAGCUUUACGCUGCACUUGGGACGCGGGGUGUUAGCGCUCUGCAUGCCUCGGGCGAUGGAGGUGUAGGCCGCGUGGGGGAAACAGGAGCUUGUUUCACCCCCAAUAGGUUCGUGCCUAUCUUCCCUGGUGGGUGCCCAUACGUCACGACUGUUGGGGCGACGUACCAAAUUCCCGAAACAACAGUUCGCUUCUCGGGAGGGGGAUUUAGUGAUUACUUCCCCCGCCCAUGGUACCAACACCAUGCAGUACCGAGAUACCUUAAAACACUCGGAAGCACGUAUGAAGGAUUGUUCAACAAGAAUGGGGGAGCCUAUCCUGAUGUUGCGGCUCAGGGAUAUCGGUAUUUCAUCGUGUAUCAAGGGAAAGUCAUACGUGUCUCGGGUACGAGCGCUUCGACACCUACUUUUGCUGCGAUAAUUGCCCUCUUAAACGAUGCUCUACUCUCCAAAGGUCGUAGACCUCUCGGAUUUCUCAACCCAUGGAUUUACUCUCUCAAAUCGGGAGUCCUGAACGACAUCACUACGGGUAGCAACCCAGGUUGUGGAACGACGGGGUUCAAUGCGACGAGAGGUUGGGACCCUGCAACUGGACUUGGAACACCUGAUUUGCCGAGACUUCUUAGGGCGCUUAAGCUUUGAUCAUUGGGUGUUUGUUCUUCUGUCUCGUUGUUGGCCAAUCGUUCUUGUCAUUGUGGCGAGCAUACGGAUAAAAUAUUGAUCUGAUCUUGAACAUUGCAGCAUUCCCAUUGGGAGCAGCGGUGACCGAAGGUCUAUUUGCGUUGUAUUAUUAGUCAGCCCUUCCCUUUUCUCGUAUUCUCGAUACCAGUAUGAAUUCGUUCUUUUUCUCAGUUCUCAAAGUUGUGUUAUCCUUGAAGCUGAGUCCCGCUCUGUUUUGCUGGA